GUUUUUUUUAUAAACCCUUCAUUUACUUUAUUAUUUUCCCAAACAUGGAAGGGUUAUGCACAACCCUUACCUUCCUUUACCGUCCCUUACGGUACUUUACUUUACUUUAAAAACCCGUACUUUACUUUAAUGCCUUCUCUCCCAAACAAAGCCUUAAUGAAACCUGUUGGUUACAUAUUAGCAGCUUUUCACUUCAUCUAAUAACAAAAACAAAAUGAAAUCUUGGCAUGCUCUUGCCAAACCAACCACCCUAUUAUGCACUGCAAGAAAAUAUAGUUCCUUGAACAAUGCACCUUCACAAAACCAAAUAGAAUCCUACUUCAUAUCGCUUGUCCAUUCCUCCAAAACCAUUCUCCACCUCCACCAAAUCCACGCCCAAAUCCUCCUCCACAAUCUCUCUUCUAGUAGCCGCGUCUCCACCCAAUUAAUCUCUUCCUCUUCUUUACGCAAAUCCAUUGCCUACUCCCUCUCACUCUUCAACAAUUUCCACCCCAAAAACUUGUAUUUAUUCAACGUAUUGAUUCGUGGGCUAACGGCCAAUUCCCUGUUUGAAUCCGCCAUUUCCCAUUUUGUUCUCAUGCUCAGGUCUGACAUUAAACCUGACCGCCUCACGUUUCCAUUCGUGUUGAAAUCUAUUGCGAGUUUGUGCUUAGGAGGGAUAUGUAGAGCUGUUCAUGGGAUGAUUUUGAAAUGUGGGUGCGAGUUAGAUAUGUUUGUAAGGGUAUCUAUGGUUGAUGUUUAUGUGAAAAUUGAGGAACUGGGGUUUGCUCAUAAGGUGUUUGAUGAAUGUCCUCAGAGAUUUGAUAGAGGGAGUACGUUGUUGUGGAAUGUGUUGAUUAACGGGUGUUGUAAGGUUGGGGAUAUGAGGAAGGCUUUGGGGUUAUUUCAGGCUAUGCCGGAGAGGAAUACUGCUUCUUGGAAUAGUUUGCUUGAUGGGUUUAUGAGGACUGGGGAUUCGAAGCGGGCGAGUGAGGUUUUUGAUGGGAUGUCUGAGAAGAAUGUGGUUUCUUGGACUACCAUGAUUAAAGGGUUUUCGCAUAAUGGUGAUCAUGAGAAGGCGUUGUCUAUGUUUUCGAGGAUGUUGGAUGAGGGUGUGAAGCCAAAUGAAUUUACUCUUGUUUCUGCUCUCUCCGCCUGUGCGAAUCUUGGUGCGCUUGAGGGCGGUUUACGAAUAUACGAGUAUCUCAAAACUAAUAAUUUCAAGAUAAACAGAGAAGUUGGGAAUGCUUUGGUUGAUAUGUUUGCAAAAUGUGGGAGUAUAGAGUCUGCAAGUCAGAUGUUCGAAGAGACAAAAGACAGAGAUAUUCGUACAUGGAGUGUUAUGAUAUGGGGUUGGGCAAUUCAUGGGCGUUCUGAUGAAGCACUUCAGUGCUUCAGAAAAAUGAUGUAUUCAGGUAUUCGGCCAGAUGAGGUUGUCUUUCUUGCUGUACUAAUGGCUUGCAUACAUUCUGGCAAAGUGAAUCUUGGGCUUAACUUCUUCAACAGCAUGAAGCUUGACUACUCUAUUGAGCCCACCAUGAAACAUUAUGCUUUGAUUGUGGAUCUGUUAGGCAAGGCUGGUCGACUUAACCAAGCUCUAAAGUUCAUUGAAGGCAUGCCAAUAACUCCAGAUUUUGUUAUAUGGGGAGCACUUUUUUGCGCUUGUAGAGCUCAUAAAAAUAUCAAAUUGGCAGAGUUAGCCUCUCAUAAGCUCUUAGAGCUUGAACCUAAGCAUCCUGGAAGCUAUGUCUUCUUAUCAAAUGCUUAUGCUGCAGUAGGCCGAUGGGAGGAUGUCGAGAGAGUAAGAGUUCAGAUGCGUAAUAGAGGCGUUGAGAAAGAUCCUGGGUGGAGCUAUAUAGAGGUAGAGGGCCAAGUGCAUAGUUUUGUAGCUGGUGAUCAUGCCCAUACGAAUGCCAAAUACAUAUACAUGAAAUUAGAAGAAUUGGUGGCCGGUGCGAAAGAACAAGGAUAUAUGCCAGGGACUGAGUGGGUUCUUCAUAAUAUCGAGGAAGAAGAGAAGGAAGAUGCAUUAGGAAGUCAUAGUGAGAAAUUGGCACUUGCAUAUGGACUGAUUCAUAUUUCACCUAACAUGACUAUAAGGAUUGUGAAGAAUCUUAGAGUUUGCGGGGAUUGUCAUUCUUUGAUGAAAUAUGCUAGCAAGACGGAGGGAAGGGAGAUUGUGCUGAGAGAUAUAAAGCGAUUCCACCAUUUCAAGGAUGGUGUAUGCUCAUGCAAAGAUUACUGGUAACAUGGCCCUCUCUAUGUAUCCCUCUUGACAUCCCUCUCUACAACUUUUGACAGCAAUGGUACUGUUUUUUUGGUAUUAUUGGAAGCCAAAGUUUGCAGCCAAAAUGGUUUUUCCAAACGACAACAACUUACUGCAGGAGAUUGAUUUCUUGGUAAUUUUAACUUAAGGUUUCGACGUGCACAUCUCCUCUCGUUGUUGGCUAUGAAGAAACCAGAAAAGAUUGUCAAUUUGUUGUCUGAAAAGCAGCCAACGCACUUGGGAAUUGGGGGUGCUCGGCCACCUAAGCACUUUAUUAGGUUUCUCAGGCAAUGAUACUUCUUGUUUUGAAGAAGGAAGUUCGAUUAAGAAGUGUUAUGUUGCUUUUAUUGAUGAUGCCUUUGCUAAGCUUAAACCUUUUUAAAUCAAGCAUAAAGGCCAAAUUAGCCAAAGAGAAUCAGAAGAGCUUGAGGAUGCAACAAAGGGGGAAGGGAUGUGUUCAUUGAGAAGCCUCCAGCAAAUGAACGUUUGUCUGCAUUAGAUAUCGAAAAAUCAGUUGAAACAUGUCUUCCUAACAAUAUGAUUCUGCAUACCAUGGGUGGCAUUCCAUUUGCAGGUAUUUUAUUUGGUUUCACAUGAGUUUCAUAUAUGUUAGGUUAGUUUGUUAUGCUGUACUGUAUGCAUAUUUUUAGCAUUAUACUGGUCAGUUUUUUUUUUCUUCCCCCCAAGUACUGGUCAGUUGAUUAGCAAACAUUAUUAUUGAGAAGCUUAGGGCCUGUGAUUGAUACAUAUUCCAAUUAGGCUAAUGUGCCAAUGUGUUCUGAGUUUGAUGUAAUUAAUUAAUUAAUGUAA
Mercurialis annua (annual mercury) is the source of this 3055-nucleotide messenger RNA. RefSeq names its product pentatricopeptide repeat-containing protein At1g04840. Bases 215 to 2227 code for a protein of 670 amino acids. Gene Ontology annotation, biological process: RNA modification. The transcript has 7 exons. The record is from RefSeq and is a predicted model, not a curated record. NCBI's taxonomy places the organism in Eukaryota, Viridiplantae, Streptophyta, Magnoliopsida, Malpighiales, Euphorbiaceae. Gene Ontology annotation, molecular function: protein binding; RNA binding; zinc ion binding.